This is a messenger RNA of Panonychus citri (citrus red mite), 2624 nucleotides long. Its product is annotated as proteoglycan Cow-like. Lineage: Eukaryota; Metazoa; Arthropoda; Arachnida; Trombidiformes; Tetranychidae. The transcript is spliced from 4 exons. The coding region runs from base 152 to 1741 and encodes 529 amino acids. The record is from RefSeq and is a predicted model, not a curated record. Gene Ontology annotation, molecular function: calcium ion binding; protein binding.
UCUCCCUCUCUGGUUUCUCUUCAUCCCUCAACCCAAAACAAAACAAGAAGUAACAAACGAUAAAAAUGUUACUUUAAACCAGAAAAAAAGUCUUAGUGUUUUUUUUCCUGAAAACAAAUUCGGUUAAUCAGUUUGUUGUCUUUCUUUCACCAUGAGAGGUUUUAUUAUCUCUCUUAUUGUUUUAUUUCUUGGAACAACAAUUAACUUGGUAAUUAGUGAAACCAGUGGUAAUUCUAAACAAUUAAAUUCAGAUGAUUAUGAUGAUGAUUCAGAAGAUUUUGAUGACUCUCCUGAAGACCAAGAGCUCCAACUUGAGGAUAAAAGGCCUUCCUAUCUAAGGAAGAAUCAAGGUAAAGACCGAGUAAAGGAAAUCUACUUGUCCUGGGAUCUUGAUUUAUGUAAAGAUGUUCAAUGUAAAUCUAAUCAGGUUUGCAUGGUGAAAAUUUCUCGUAAAUCAGCAGUUUGUGUUGCAAGAAAAUCAAUUGACAAGAAAAAAGCUCAAUCAAAGAGGGAAUUCAAAUGGUCCACUAACAAUAAUAGUAAUAAAAAGUUGUCAUACAAAGUAUCAUCUUCCUCCUCAUCUGAUGCCACUUCAAUAAGCAAAUCUGACAGUGAAGUUUUGCCCUGGGAUUCAUCAGAUUAUCUACCAUCUCCAUCAUCAUCUCCACCAUCAUCUUCAUCUUUAUCAUCUUCUUCCAAUAAUAAUAAAUCAUGGAAAGAUUGUCGACCAUGUCCAGUGAUCAAGCCAUCAUUUUACUGUGGAACAGACAAUUCAACAUACUCUUCAAUGUGUCGCCUUCAAUUUCACAAUUGUGUCCACCAUACCGAUAUUGAGGUUGCCUGUAAAGGUUUCUGUCCCUGUGGAAGUCCAGUCAAUAGCCAUGUCCAAGCAAAAGAGAUAAGAAAUCAUGAACGUUGGAAUAAGUAUAUGGACACAUUGGGUAAAUUGAGGAGAAGUCACAAGAUUGAGAAAUUUGUCAAAUCUCGAGCUAAAGUUAAACUAGAAAAUGAUGGAAAUUUUGAUGAUUUGUAUCAUGAAGAUGAUGGAGAUAAGAAAUUGUCAAAGAAAAGAUUAGCCGUUUGUAAUAAGGAAGAGCUGAAAAUAAUGGGACACAGGUUAUCCGAUUGGUUUGUUGUGGUUCUACGAGAUCAGAAACGUAGUUCACUCAAUAAGAAAGACACUUUCAUGGAUUUCUUGACAAUUCCCGAUUGUCCGAAUGAUAUUGCUAACAUGUUCCAUCGUCUUGACCUGGACGGAGAUUUACGAUUAUCAUUAAAGGAAUUGUAUGACUUGGAACAUGACAAACGAGAAAAAUGCCUUAAGCAAUAUUUGGAUGGUUGUGAUGAAGAUCGAGAUACCUUUUUAAAUCCCUAUGAAUGGUGCUCAUGUUUUGAUCGCAAAAGUAAACCAUGUUUGAUUGAAAAAUCUCAACGGAAACGUUUGUACGGUGAAUAUGUACCCAAGUGCGACAAAGAGGGUUUCUAUCAAUCGAUUCAAUGUCAUCUACAUAAAUGCUGGUGUGUUGAUCGUUAUGGUGUUGAAAUUGCAGAUACAAGACAAAUAGGGAUGCCUAAUUGUGAUAGCAAAGAUGUAACAAUCAAAAGGAAGAACGAAAAAAGAAAUUCCAAUUCUCUGGGCACAAGCCGAUUAAAUGAUCGUAAAGUGGAUGAAUUUGACGAUUCCGAUGAUUCUGAUGAUACGGAAGAUGAUUCUCUCGAUGGAUCCGGAUAUGAACCAUAAAAAGUUACACAAUUAGAUGACAAUAUACAUCCAAUAAUCAUUAACAAUUAUAAUCUUCCACUCGUAAUUUCAAUUAUUCAUUCUCAUUAUGGUAACAAUUUAAAAAGGAUAAGUUGAAAAACGUUUCAAGCUCAAUGUAAUCAGAAAGGAUAAACAAAGCACAAAGAAGGACAAUGAACUUAACGCUUCCACACUCACAGAUUAUACAAUCCAUGAAGAAAACUACAUUGCAAUUCACUAAAUCAUUUCUAGUUAUUUAAACUACAAUUAUCCAUUCAUCAUAAUCAGUUAAUCAUCAACAAACGACAACAACUUGAAUCUCCAUUGGAAACUCCAACCAUUCAUAAAACAAAAAAAAACGUAUAAGAGGACAAACUAAAGAUCAGAUUAAUCCUGAUUAAUUAAUUCCUAGAAAUAUAAUUUGAUCAACUGUAUCUCAAAUUCAAUUAGCUAUAUCAUCCCUACUUAAAUUGUUAAUUGUUUUAAUACUCUGACUGAUGCAAAUUUGCAAUCAACUAAUAACAUGUUUACUUAAACAACAAAAAUCCUUGUUCCUCCAACAAACAAAGCAAACCUAUCGAGAUUGUAAUUACUAUUACUAUUAUAUCUUAAUCAUGAUGAUGAUUUUAAUUAAUUGUAACAAUUUACUUAAUUCCAUCUAUUGUAAUUUAAUUUCUAGAUUAAUUUUUGGCUCUAACUCUUUGGUACGUUGACCAUUAGCCAUGCAAAUCAAUUGCCAAACAAAAAAAAACAUUUAUAACGCCAACUAAUUGUAACUUUUACAGAAACAAUUCCAUCAUAAUUAAUAAGUUAUUAAUUGUUAUUAACUUUAGCGAUUGAUUGUGUUCACUUAUAUAAAUAAAUAUAAAUAUGAUCAAUCUAA